UGCUUCCGAAGUCACGCAGGGCCUGGGACUGUCGUAGAGGAUUUUCGUACAACCAAGUCGUUCUAAAAGUUCUACCACUGGCUCCUCGUUGUUUGCAAUAUGUCCGACUUCUUCAAAUCGUCAUCGUCUAGUUCUCCGUCAGACAUGACUGCAAAAAAAGAAGCCGUGAUGAAUGGUGUGCGCUCCGAGAUUGCCCUAGCCAGUGCGCAGGAGCUUAUAAACAAAACAAACGAAAAAUGCUUCGCUAAGUGCGUAACGAAGCCUGGACCCUCCUUGUCUAGCUCGGAGGAGACAUGCCUGUCUCGAUGUCUCGAACGUUACCUGGAAACAUUCAACAUGAUUAGCAAAACCUACAGCGCCCGCUUAAGCAGAGAACGGGAGCAGCGACAACUUAAUCAGAUAUAGUCGGCAUAUUGUAUCCAUACCACCCAUUUCAUUAAUUGUGUUUUCAUGUUAGUCGUUCAUCAAUCUCACCUGCGUGUUAUCAGGGCGGUUCCGUUCUUGACUCUGAAACCACGAGGCUGGCAUGGAGGAUUCAUUACCAUCUACUGUGCAAGCUACGGUGUGCGACAAGGUGUCUUUGUGGUUACAAGUAAGAUAUUAAAUAAUGAUGUAUACCAGCAUUCAGUGAAGGAAGA
This is a messenger RNA of Suillus subaureus, 638 nucleotides long. RefSeq names its product Tim10/DDP family zinc finger-domain-containing protein. The transcript is spliced from 5 exons. The record is from RefSeq and is a predicted model, not a curated record. NCBI's taxonomy places the organism in Eukaryota, Fungi, Basidiomycota, Agaricomycetes, Boletales, Suillaceae. Bases 100 to 405 code for a protein of 101 amino acids.